Molecule: messenger RNA, 436 nt
Organism: Drosophila suzukii
Lineage: Eukaryota; Metazoa; Arthropoda; Insecta; Diptera; Drosophilidae
Gene: ksh
Product: transmembrane protein 167A-like protein ksh
Biological process (GO): intracellular transport; protein secretion
Source: RefSeq, a predicted model, not a curated record
CAAUAGUUAUCGAAUCAGUUUUCUAGUGUCCAAUCCGAUUUUGGAACCAGUUCGCGCUGGCAGAGCAGCUGGCACGUCACUGGUUUACCGUUUGUUGUCGUUUCGAUUCGCAAAAUCAUGAGUGCCCUGUUCAACUUCCAGAGCCUGCUGUCGGUCAUCCUGCUGCUGAUCUGCACCUGUGCUUAUCUGCGCUCCCUGUUUCCCAGCAUCAUAGACCGGAACAAGACCGGAUUCCUGGGCACCUUCUGGAAGCUGGCGAGGAUCGGGGAGCGAAAGUCGCCCUGGGUGGGCGCCGCCUGCCUGAUCAUGGCCUUCACGGUCCUCUUCUGGAGCUGAGUGGCUCGUCUAUAUAUAUUACAACCGGCAUAAUAUCGUAGAUAUUCCAAACUAUUAAGGACUGUAAAUACACGCUGCGUUUCGCAGCACUGGUUAGACA